AUGCCGCCAAAAUUCGAUCCGAGCGAAGUGAAGGUCAUUCACCUGAGGGCCACGGGCGGAGAAGUUGGUGCCAGUUCGGCGUUGGCUCCCAAGAUUGGACCUCUCGGAUUGUCCCCCAAGAAGGUCGGCGAGGACAUCGCAAAAGCCACAGGCGACUGGAAAGGUCUCCGCGUAACCGUUAAGCUUACGAUCCAAAAUCGCCAAGCAGCCGUCUCGGUCGUUCCCUCCGCCUCCUCCCUCGUCAUCAAGGCUCUGAAAGAGCCUCCUCGCGAUCGCAAGAAGGAGAAGAACAUCAAGCACACCAAGAGCGUUCCUCUGGAGGAGAUCAUCAGCAUUGCCCGAACCAUGAGGUUCAAGUCAAUGGCUAAGGACCUGAAGGGCACCGUAAAGGAGGUUCUCGGCACCGCUUUCUCCACAGGAUGCCAGGUGGAUGGCAGGAGUCCCAAGGCUAUCAGUGACGACAUCGAGUCAGGAGAGAUCGAAAGUAUGCUAUAUUCCUUUCCCAGUACUAGUCCGAACGCGCUAACCGAUGCAAGUCCCCGAGGAGUAAGCUAG
This is a messenger RNA of Cucurbitaria berberidis CBS 394.84, 555 nucleotides long. RefSeq lists its product as uncharacterized. The coding region runs from base 1 to 555 and encodes 184 amino acids. Gene Ontology annotation, biological process: translation. The transcript has 3 exons. Gene Ontology annotation, cellular component: ribosome; cytosolic large ribosomal subunit. The record is from RefSeq and is a predicted model, not a curated record. Gene Ontology annotation, molecular function: large ribosomal subunit rRNA binding; structural constituent of ribosome. NCBI's taxonomy places the organism in Eukaryota, Fungi, Ascomycota, Dothideomycetes, Pleosporales, Cucurbitariaceae.